This is a messenger RNA of Athalia rosae (coleseed sawfly), 2423 nucleotides long. RefSeq names its product annexin B9-like. The record is from RefSeq and is a predicted model, not a curated record. Bases 130 to 1107 code for a protein of 325 amino acids. Gene Ontology annotation, cellular component: cytoplasm. The transcript has 7 exons. Gene Ontology annotation, molecular function: calcium ion binding; calcium-dependent phospholipid binding. Lineage: Eukaryota; Metazoa; Arthropoda; Insecta; Hymenoptera; Athaliidae.
AAGCGCGGGUCGGCGAAUGACGUAUGGAGUGGGGAGAGCCAUACGUGGAAGUGGGUGUGCCUGCUAGUCACUACUGAGUUGAGUGUUCACCGUUGGACUGACAGAUAGAAGUUAAAAUUUGGAGCCAAAAUGUCUCAGCAACAAUACUAUCCUUUCAAGUGCACACCAACGGUGUACCCUGCAGAGCCCUUCGAUGCUAUUGCAGAUGCAGCUAUAUUGCGAAAGGCUAUGAAAGGCUUUGGCACCGAUGAAAAAGCUAUAAUUGAUGUUCUGACGAAACGUGGUAUUGUUCAGCGACUUGAAAUUGCUGAAGCUUUUAAGACCCAGUAUGGCAAGGAUUUAGUGAGUGAUUUGAAGAGUGAACUAACUGGAAAGUUAGAAGACGUUAUAGUUGCUCUGAUGACCCCACUACCCCAUUACUACGCCAAAGAACUUCAUGACGCUAUUGCUGGACUUGGCACAGAUGAGGAGGCAAUUAUUGAGAUCCUCUGUACGCUGAGCAAUUACGGAAUCAGGACCAUCGCCGCAUUCUAUGAGAACUUGUACGGCCAUACCUUAGAAAGUGAUUUGAAAGGCGAUACUUCUGGACAUUUCAAGAGACUGCUGGUUUCACUGUGUCAGGCAAACCGUGAUGAAAACCAGGAAGUCGAUGUAAGACAAGCUGUAGCUGAUGCCAAGGCUCUUUAUGAAUCUGCAGGUGAAAAGCUAUGGGGAACCGAUGAGUCACAAUUCAAUGCUAUAUUGGUAAGUCGUAGUUACCAACAGCUACGACAAACAUUUAUGGAGUAUGAAAAAUUGUCUGGACAUGACAUCGAAGUAUCUAUCAAAAAGGAAUUCUCUGGAAGUAUUGAAAAAGGGCUUCUGGGCAUUGUGAAAUGUGUUAAGUCAAAGGUGGGAUUCUUUGCUGAACGCUUGUAUGCUAGUAUGCAUGGAAUUGGAACCAAGGAUCGCACUCUAAUUCGAAUAAUCGUAUCCCGCAGUGAGAUCGAUCUUGCAGAUAUCAAGAAAGCAUUUGAAGACCGUUUCGGAAAAUCACUGGAAAGUUGGAUUACUGGUGAUACAUCUGGCGAUUACAAGAAGGCUCUACUCUCUCUAGUUUCCACAUAAAUAUGUGGAAAUGAUAUUACAGAUGAUGUCUAGCUUUUCAUGUCCACUAUCAUUCAGCACAACCAGUCUGAAUCUAUCGCUUUGAUAAUAACAUUGAAUUCCAUCCGAUAACAUAAACAAUUCUAAACUAAACUGCCAAAUUGAAAGUUCUUAGAACGGGCUGGUUAAGCACAGCUUAGUAGUUUGCGAAAAGAAGCAAUUUUUACAAUUUUCUAUGUCGCAAGUUAUUUUGACAGUACAUUUCGAUGCGUCAACAGCUCAAACAAAAAAACAAUUAGAAAACGUACGGCUUUGAUGUUGCACAAAUAUGCUGCAAACAAAAAACUAUAUUAACUAUAGAAUCUCAUAGAGAUUAAAUUUUUAUCAGAUUGCAAAGAUGAUAUAAUAAUAAUGAUGAAAUAAAAAAUUAUUCCAGAGGUGCACGGUGCAAAUUUCUCAAUCCACUGCAGUAUGCAAUCAUUGUUGAUCUAUCUCUUCUAUAAUAUGUCAAUUCGGGGAACGAAAUUGUUGCUUCUUUUUAGAAGGGUGCGGGCCUAGUUCUUAAAGCGAUUAACUACACACGAAAAUUAUUUUUAUACAAUCAUGUUCUGUAAUUGAAAUAAUCUUUUUUGAUGAGUUUAUAGACGUUAAGUUUGAAGCUAUCAGACCAUCUAUUGUUUAGGUUUAUUGAGAAUUUUUACCGGCUUUUAUAUUCCGAAUAUCUAAAAAGUGAAUGUCGUUAGAUCAGAGUAACAACCACAUAUUACCAUUAAAAUUGAAAUAAUUAUUUUAUUAUUUUUAUUUUUCGCAAGAAUCUGAUGGAGGAAAAUUUCAACGUUUUUACAUUCCUUAUUUUCUUGACCCAGUUUAACUCAGGAUCGGUUUGAAUCUCAAAAUUCUAGAAACACAUUAGAAUUGUUUACUCUGAUCGCAAACCUUUUAUUUGUUUAUACAUACAAAUUUGUCCAUACUAUUAAUAUUCCAGAUAUCUGUGAAUACAUUUCAUCGAAAUUCAAAUCCCCAUGCAGGUACGGGAAUUCUGAAUUAAAGGAUGACUCCCAUCUACUAUAGUAUGAAUAUUCUCUACUACGAAUAAUGAUCUGUAUAUAUUCUAUUCAAUUUAUUUUUUUUUACAUAUUAGCCAUCAUGGUGUUGUCCCUUUUUUAACGAAACUAUUUACACUAUUUAUAUUACACAUAGAUUGAUAUUAUAUUUUGCAACAACAAGGCAAAUUCCCCUUCGUUGCUUCUGACAUUAUUUUAUUUAAAUUUUAAUUCUGAGAGCAUGUUACUGUAUCAAUGUACAAUCUUUGGAUGCUAAUAAAAAAAAAAAAAGUA